Molecule: messenger RNA, 3882 nt
Organism: Symbiodinium sp. CCMP2456
Lineage: Eukaryota; Dinophyceae; Suessiales; Symbiodiniaceae
Source: the annotation of a GenBank genome assembly
AUGCUGGCUCGACCCAAACGGUCCCGUACAGGCUUAGGCCUUCUGCUGGCUGCCGCCGUAUGUCUGCUCGGCGGAGAAUCGGCAUCUGGCGUUGGCUUCAGCGUGGUCCGUCCAGCUAAUCCAGCCCGUGAAACUCCACGCCUUCGCACACGACAUGGUCGAAGGAGCUGCGCAGCUCCGAUGCAGGUGCUAAAGGCGGAAGGAAGCGGAAUCGGCAGUGUCCUUCGCGGCUUCCUGAGGCGUGCUCUGGCUGUCCUGAGCAUGCUGACUGCACUGACAUGGUGGGGCAGGUCCACUUCCAAGGUGCUGAAAGCUGCCCCGGUGGAGUCCUCUGAAUCCAACGACUGGGAACCUGAAAUAUCCGCACCAGUUGCAGUGCGCAGUGUUCAAGUCCCCGUUCAAGUCCAAGAGACUCCUGUGCAGAAAGUCGCAGAGAUGAACCAAGUGGCCGAAGUGACGAAUGUCGACACGACACCAGUGGCUCCAGUUGCGAGUGAAGAGGUGCUCACAGACCCUGUAGUACCAGGAAUGGCAAAGGCAAACUUGGUAGUGAAUGUGGAGACAGUUCCGGGAAAAGCACAGACUCCGCAAUCAGAUGCCAUGAUGCAACAAUCGGACCAACAAGUGCUCGAAAACCUGUGCGGCGACGGCUGGAGCUGCUCGCCAAUCGACGCAGAGAAGGGCUUGUUCGAAAUCACAUUGCCAGCGGUGAGAUACGAGCUCCCGAUGGGCGUGGUGUCCAUUCCUGCACCCCUCUUCCACGCUCAGGCCCGCAGCUCACAAGUGCAGUCUGGCGACUACAGCGAAAGGUUGGUGGCCGACAUCGUGCUACAGAACGGUGACAAAAUGCUCUGUGUUGAGCUUGGAUUUCCCUUCAACAGCAAAUUCACCAUCUCAGCCGCUGGCUGGGCGCGCUGCCGUGUUGCACAAGAGCCCGAUUCGGUGAUUUGCAAGGCGCAGGUCGAGAUGGGCCUCCAGGUGCCAAAGGUCCCAGGAUUGACCUCGAUCUUGCAGUUCUUCGUGAAGUCCUAUGCCAACAAAUCCGCAACUUUGCUGCAGACCCCGGAUAUCUCAGAAGACCACACCCGUCUCGUCGGCCGAGGCUCACGACUGCGCCGUGCCGAACAGCCCGACAUCAACCCUGCCAGAGAUUUGCAGGAUGAUCCGGUGCCGAGGAAAGACGAAGAGACUGCAGCGGAGUGCAUUCGUCUUCAGAGCAUCCUGGACAGGAUGAAGCAGCUCAUGCGUGAAGAGAGAGCCGUGUGGAACGAAGAACGGGCGCAACUGUUGGAUGAGUUGUCAGCUACACGACGCGCCUUGUCGGCUUCCGAGGCUGCUCGCGAAGCAGCAGAGCUGGCUUUGGCUCAACGCUCCGUGUCCAUGACGGCUCCCUUUCCCUCGGCCUCAGCGGCCUCAGCCGCCUCAGUUGCCUCAGCCUCUCUUCAGCCGUCUUUUCAUCAAAGUCGCGGCAGCCUGGGGAGCCUCGGGAGCUUUCAAGGCCUUGGGCCCGAAGCUGAGAUCGCAGUCCUCAAGGACGGGGUGCGCGCGGCCCUGGACGCGAUGUCCUUGGACAAGAGACCCCCUGGGCCCUCUCAAGAUCAAUUCAGAGCAUACAGCAGGCAAAUGCGCCCUGCGGGCCAAUGGACCAGAAUGCAACUUGAGGACGACGCGAAUCGGUUCAAAACGGCAGACGACGCCGCGCUGGCCAAUGAUUUGGACUUCUCCUUUGAGGAGCGAGCCGACUUGCUCGCAGACCUCCUCGAGGACGACAGCUCCGUCCUUCCGCUGUUGGAAUGCCCGCCAGAGUCGCAACCAUCUGCGACUCUGGCUGACCCGCCCCGAAGUGCACAGACCGCAAGCUCCCGCGAUUUCAUCUCAUUUGCAGGAGGCGGUAACAACGGUUCGGAUGAGACCGCUUUGCCGGAUGAUGCGUGUGGCCGUGGCCUGUGGAGUCUCUUGACCCUGCGAGACUUCGCAGAUCUGGGUGGGACCACAAAACAUUACCGCGGCCUGCGAACCCUCGCGGAAUGGGACGAGUCCAAUGCGAUGAGGCGGCUGGAGUGGGAUCCGUUGAUGAUUUGCGCGCCGCCGGCAUUACGAUACAGCCUACUGGCUGCAAUGCAGGUGAGACGUCAGCUUUGGACUCAGCACGGCCCGUCAUUAGGGGCCGGCUGGGACUGGUUCAGUGCCAAGGUGUGCCGCCGAAUGGCCGUUCCGACCUUCCUGCGCUGGGCGUCGCUACAGCACGACGGCAAGGUACUUGGGUGUGGGUGGUUUGCAGAGGCGCUCGAGAAGGAUUGUUACUUCGAGUAUGCUUUGUAUGAUGACCGAUAUGGGCCGAUAUGGGCAACACGGCUCGGCCUCUCAACUGGAGAUGCGGUGUCCAGCGGCGCCGUCCUUCCAGGGCAGAAGCGAAAGCGAACGAACGACGCAGAUGAAGAAGCAGAGCCGGCGAAGCGGACAGGCAUGCGGUUCAGAUGCGGACGCUCCGAUGCGGUCGACCUGAGCGAGGAAGCUGUCAACGACAUCUACGAAACGGUUCAAAGAUGGCACAGCAAAGAGCAUCGGGAGAUGAUGCGAGCGCACUUUCAGGGCACAGACACUUCCAAGAAGGGCAAGACUCAGCUGCCGCGGGCCAACAGCGGGGUUUUCAGCGUGACUCCCACUCUUGAUGCCCACGAGGCAACAGUCUUCGCCUUAAAUGAAAGUCAGCCGGAGCCGGACACAACAAAGAAGCCUCAAGCAGAAGGACGUGGCACCGCAUCAAUUAACAUCGAAGAGGCGCAGCUCAGGCUAGCCGUCGAGCUGUCGAAAAGGGAAGCAGAGCAGCCAGAGAAGGAGAAGGCCGAGGAGACGGAGAAGGAUCCCCAAUCGAAACAGGCCCAGGCCCAGGCCACACCCGAGGAGAUUCAAACGGAAGCCGUGCCAGCAAAGACUCAGGAUGUCGCAGAUGUCCGGGUGCCAGAGUUCGAAGGGCUUCCGCUCCGUGGAGAAGGGGGAGUUCCAGCUGCCCAAGUCUUCGUGAAGCCGCACUGCCUGGCGGCGCGAGUCGAGGCCUUGCCAGAUGCGCUGGAAAGGUCCAUUGAAAGCAUUGCCCAGGGCUCAGUUAAAGUCCACAAGCUAGUGACGCCAGAUUCCUGGGCGCUGCUCUAUGAGUCCAUCACGGAGGAAGCGCCUGCUGUUGGGAUGUUAGACGAUGUGGCAACCGACACCGCCAAGCUCCAGGGCUCUUCCGGCAUCUCGCUGGACCAGGAACGCCUCUGUUUGCCCAUCUGGCGGCGAAGUUCCGUCAUGUCGGGGCUCUCGUGCCUCACAGAUGGACCGGACGGAACCGGCGCCGCAGAGAAGCUGCGCCUGAACCGGGCACGGCACGACUUCCUGAAGCACGCCAUGCUCGAGUGGUGCGAGCUGGAGGCCACGCUGGUAGCCACGGUGAGGGGACCAGACCAGAGACUCUGCAUAGUGCUGCCUUCUCCUUUCGCUCAGGAUCUCACCGAGUUCCUCGAUGCGCAGCUGGGCCCGCUGGAGAUGGCCAUCGACAACUUCCGAGGAAGCCAGGAGGUGAACACGGCGCACACACCCCACGUCCGGGACAUCGGGCGCCUGAUGUUUCGGAACCACUGUCUUCUGGACUCUCGGGUCUUCAGGCCCUUGUGCUUGGCAGCCUAUGCACUGGUCCAUGAGAUCCAUGGUGCCGCUGGGAAGCCGAACGCUUCCGGAGAAAAGAGAGAUCCCGACAGUGUGGAUGCCCUCGUCGAGUCCUAUGAGCAGAACUUGGUGUCACCAAUUUCUGCUGCCAUGGAUCGCUUCGGUGACAAGGACCUCACGGUGCCGACAUCCGGGGCCAUCCGUCCAGAGACUCAAGCAGAGGCCAACUUGUAA